This is a messenger RNA of Raphanus sativus (radish), 4528 nucleotides long. Its product is annotated as putative leucine-rich repeat receptor-like serine/threonine-protein kinase At3g53590. NCBI's taxonomy places the organism in Eukaryota, Viridiplantae, Streptophyta, Magnoliopsida, Brassicales, Brassicaceae. The coding region runs from base 1549 to 4353 and encodes 934 amino acids. Gene Ontology annotation, biological process: protein phosphorylation. The record is from RefSeq and is a predicted model, not a curated record. The transcript is spliced from 21 exons. Gene Ontology annotation, molecular function: protein kinase activity; ATP binding; protein binding.
UAGAUCAUUUUUUGCCUCGUUAAGAGUACAUGAGCCCUUGACUCCUUUCGAAUUGGUAGGGAUCGGUUUAUUGAUUUGGGAGCUGGAGAGUUCUUCCCAUCCCGUUCAGUUCUCCUUUUGCUUCACAUUGGAUCAGUCUCGUCAAGACUGGUUCGAUACGAAGCAAACGAGAAUUGAACGGAACAAAGCACAUCUUCUUCUGGUGUAAUCUUCCAUUCACAAGCUAUGAAGUUAACAAUACACCUCUAUUCUCCACCGCUGAUGUUGUUAUUGACCUCUACUCGAUCUUACUUCCAGAAUAUUUUCUGGAGUUCGGUGCAUUGUACUGAUGGAUUAUAUGGUGUUAUUUUAGGUUUGGAUUGGCCAUGGGAGAGUAGGGACUAGGGAUGCUCUUGAAUUUAUCUCCAGGGGUAGUUUUAAUUAUGUUUAUUUGGUUUGUUCAUGAUUUCUCUCAGUUCUGAAACUUAUCAAGUCUUUGUUGUUAUGUAUUGUUUAGCUAACUCUGUGAGAUUUAUGGCUUGUGAUUAAUUUAUGCUACUCACCAUUCCUAUUAUUCUGAUGAUGCAGCCAAUUUAUAAAGCAGAAUCUAUCUGGAUAUUUAUCAUCUUAUCUUGAAGCACUGUAAAAUGAGAUAUAUUUAUGUAUUUCUUUAUUUGUUUUGCUGCUCCGCUCUUAGACCUUUAAUUGGUUCUUACUUUGUACUUGAGAGCUCGGCACUUUUGCUGUGUAAGCUCUAGUUGUAGAUCUUAGUAAGAAUUUGAAGUAGAGUGGCCCGGUCAAUACGACAUCAUAGACAUGUUUUGGCACCAGAAAGUCAUUACUUGGGGAAGUCUCCUACUGUAAAUUUGCACCCAUAAUAUGUCUUUAAGAUUUGUUGUCUCGCUGAACGUUUCUGGUGCAGCUUGAGCGUGCUAAAUCUGAGAGGACCUCUUGUUGAUUUAUGCGGCAUAUAAGUUGGCUUAGACUGGGAAAGGGUAAUAACUUUACAGCUGAAAUUUACCAGGUCGGCCUAAGUGGACAACCAAUCUCAAUAGGAUUAUUGAAUUGAUAGCUUGGAAGGUUGUUGAAUUCCUCUGUAAAAGAAUAUAUAUAUAUAUAUAUAUAUGUUAUUUAAAUAUGUGUAAUCUGCACUAUGUGAUCACAGGGUGUUUUAGGCAUGGAUUAACCGUAGAUUCUAUACAGGGGGACUGUACGUCUGCAGAUAUGUUCAUCUAGGAAAGUCAAAAGUAAUAAGAAAGUUUCAAACCCAGUUUCAUUAUUUUAGGAUAUAUAAUAACACAUUGUUGACAUUUUCUUUGUGUAGUCUCUUUCUGGUAUGUUUUGUUUACUCCUUAGAUCACUGUCCUUGUGAAGUUUCUGCUCCCAGCAGUAUUUUUUAUGGAUACACAACGAUUUCUGACGACCAAAAGGCUUCUACUUUUCCUUGGUGCUGAUUGCUGAAGAAGUUUCCCGGGAUUCUUUUAUGAUUUCUUCCUUCUGCCAAACGUGUUCAUUGGUUAUUCGUCUGCAGAAUAAAGGAACCUCUGUCUUCCUUCUCUAGGUAUCGUGAUGAAUUCAAAGGCACGCGGUUCAGUAUUCCUGGUGGCAGUUUGUUGUCUUCUCCUUCAUUCAGCUGAUUCAAGAACUGAUCCUUCAGAAGUAACUGCUUUACGGGAGAUCAAAAGGAGUCUAACUGAUCCUAUGAGAAAUUUAAGCAACUGGGAAAAGGGUGACCCAUGUAAUUCAAACUGGACUGGCAUAACAUGCUUCGAGAGAUCACAUGAUGAUGGUCACCUUCACGUCCGGGAGCUCCAAUUGAUGAGGCUGAAUUUAUCUGGAGAGCUGGCUCCUGAAGUUGGCCAGUUAUCGUAUCUCGAAAUCCUUAAUGUGAUGUGGAACAACAUAACUGGGAGUAUUCCUUUGGAGAUAGGAAGAAUUUCUUCUUUGAAACUCCUACUGCUGAAUGGGAACAAACUCACGGGUAGUUUACCCCCUGAACUUGGUAACCUUCGAAAUUUAAACAGGCUUCAAGUAGAUGAGAACAACAUAACAGGAUCAGUUCCACUUGCAUUUGGAAACAUGACAAGAAUAAAACAUUUACACUUAAAUAACAACACUUUAAACGGAGAAAUUCCAGUGGAGCUAUCCAAACUGAACAACCUUGCUCACCUGAUACUGGACAAUAAUAACUUGACUGGGUCUUUGCCGCAAGAGUUAGCUCUACUUCCAUCCUUGACCAUACUUCAGAUGGAUAACAACAACUUCGACGGUUCUGAGAUUCCAGAAGCUUAUGGAAGGAUUUCUAGAUUAGUAAGAUUAAGUUUGAGGAACUGUGGACUACAAGGAUCAAUUCCUGAUUUAAGCAGUAUAAAAAAUCUUAGCUAUUUAGAUCUGAGUUGGAACAAGCUCACAGGCAAUAUACCAGAUUCUAAGCUUUCUAACAAUAUGACAACAAUUGAACUAUCUUAUAACAACCUCAAUGGAUCUAUACCAAAAAGUUUCUCGGAGCUGGACUCUCUUCAGUUACUUUCACUUGAGAACAACAGUUUAUCUGGUUCUGUUCCGACAGCAAUAUGGGAGAACAAGUCUUUCGAGAAUAAUAAACUGCAAGUUGAUCUCAGGAACAAUAACUUCUCUGAUGCCACAGGAAACUUGAGAACACCAGACAAUGUUACCCUGUAUCUUCGUGGCAACCCAAUAUGCAAAAGUAGAAGCAUUCCCAGCGUUAAACAACUUUUCCAAUAUAUCUGCGGCGAGAAAAAGCAAACAUCUACCAAAUCAGAACAGACACCAUGCAACAAUGUGUCAUGUCCCUAUGAGAAGGUGCUGGUCUCCCCAGGACUCUGCUUUUGUGCAGCGCCUCUUUUGAUCGAUUAUAGGCUAAAGAGCCGUAGCUUCUUCUUCUUCACUCCAUUUAUUGAACACCAAUUCAUGGAGUAUAUAACCACGUCCCUCCAGUUGGAAAAACAACAAUUUGCAAUUGAUAGAGUUGUUGAUGAGAACAAGCUGCGUCUACGGAUGAACAUAAAGCUAAUUCCCAAAGGCAAAACAAUAUUUAACGUUAGCGAAGUCAUACGUAUCAGGGGAAGGUUUACUUCAUGGACUUUUCCUCGUAAUGACUUUUUUGGACCUUACGAGCUACUAGACUUCCCUCUUGAAGGACCCUAUGCUGAUUUGCUAGCUGGAGAGAGUGGAAUCAGCACGGUUGGAUGGGUGAUGAUAGUUGCAGCCUCUAUCGUUGCUGCCACUGUUAUUUCAGUGAGCGCAACACUUCUAUAUGUUAAGAAACGUCAUGGGAAUCUGCAUGCACUCACCAGAAAACGUGUCUUCAGAUCAAUAUCUCGGGAAAUCGAAGGGGUGAAGAAGUUCAGUUUUAUAGAACUGUCGGAUGCAACUAAUGGUUUUGAUAGUUCUGCAGUGAUCGGUAGAGGUAGCUAUGGAAAAGUCUACAAAGGCAUUUUGCCAAAUAAAACUGUAGUUGCCAUCAAACGAGGAGAAGAAACUUCUCUGCAGAGCGAGAAAGAGUUUCUGAAUGAGAUUGAUCUCCUUUCCAGGUUACAUCACCGGAAUCUUGUGUCACUGGUUGGCUACAGUAGUGACAUCGGGGAACAAAUGCUGGUAUAUGAGUAUAUGCCUAAUGGCAAUGUGCGUGAUUGGCUUUCAGCUAAUGCUAGGGAAACAUUGAGCUUUAACAUGAGGGCACAAGUGGCUUUGGGUUCAGCUAAAGGGAUCCUAUACCUUCACGCUGAAGCAAAUCCACCUGUUAUUCACCGCGAUAUCAAAACCAGCAACAUACUCUUGGACUCUCAGCUUCAUGCUAAAGUGGCUGAUUUUGGAUUGUCACGGUUGGCUCCAGAUUUUGGUGAGGGAGACUGUGAACCGGCCCAUGUAUCAACCGUAGUGAGAGGAACACCGGGAUAUCUGGAUCCAGAGUACUUUAUGACUCGGCAACUAACGGUGAAGAGCGAUGUGUACAGUUUCGGAGUAGUGUUGCUUGAGCUCUUAACUGGAAUGCACCCAUUCUUUGAGGGUACACAUAUUAUCCGUGAGGUGAGGAUGGCAAAUGAAUGUGGAACGGUUCAGUCAAUGGCGGAUAGCCGGAUGGGACAAAGUUCGCCAGAGAAAGUGAUGAAGCUGGCGGAAUUGGCGUUAUGGUGUUGUGAGGAUAGACCAGAGAUGAGACCAUCCAUGUCAAAAGUGGUGAAGGAACUCGAAAGCAUCUGCCAAUCUGGGAAGGAGACCGAUGUGUUCUCAGAAACAACGACGUUACUCUACACCAAAACAUCGUCGUCGUCAUCAUCGUCUCCUAUACCUUCAUCUUUCUCUGGAAGUAACUUGGACAGUGGCUUUCUAGAAGCUGUAAAACCACGUUGACAUAUAUAUCUCUGUUGUGACUUGUGAGAUAGGCUAACUGAUGUUAGUGAAAGAACCCAUGACUAAUGAGAGUUGUGUUAUUUUAGGAAUAUAUUAUGGGGGGAUUUGAAACCGAGUCUGUUGAACUGAUUCCUAACCAUAGUAAGAGUCACAUGCUGAUCUUUUGUUUUUUUUU